Molecule: messenger RNA, 1532 nt
Organism: Pollicipes pollicipes
Lineage: Eukaryota; Metazoa; Arthropoda; Thecostraca; Pollicipedomorpha; Pollicipedidae
Gene: Arpc2
Product: Actin-related protein 2/3 complex, subunit 2
Exons: 7
Coding region: 96-998 (300 amino acids)
Biological process (GO): Arp2/3 complex-mediated actin nucleation; actin filament polymerization
Cellular component (GO): actin cytoskeleton; Arp2/3 protein complex
Molecular function (GO): structural constituent of cytoskeleton; actin filament binding
Source: RefSeq, a predicted model, not a curated record
AGUAAUCACGGAGUCCUUGCGCUUUGUCGACGAGGUACACCCUUCCGCCGGUAUUGAGGUUGGCAUUUUAUGGGUGAUUGACCGAUGUUGCUGUCAUGAUACUUUUGGAGAUAAAUAACAGGGUUGUAGAAGAAACCCUUACUCUCAAAAUCAAGAACGCUCAAGCUGGGGUGAAGCAUGAGUCUAUUGAUGUGACACUGGCAGACUUUGAUGGGGUGCUAUUUCACAUUUCCAAUCCCAAUGGGGACAAGACCAAAGUUAGGGUGAGCAUAUCGCUCAAGUUCUACAAGGACCUUCAGGAGCAUGGCGCUGAUGCAUUGUUGAGAAAGGUGUACGGAGAGCUCAUCACAGCCACAGAGGAAGGGUACAAUGUGUCUUUACUAGUGGACUUAGAAAACAUUCCCAGUGACUGGGAGAGCUUAGUCAAGAAUAUUGGCCUGUUGAAGACAAACUGUUUUGCAUCUGUUUUUGUGAAGUACUUUGAGUUCCAAGAGCAGGGAGAAGAGGGAGCAAAACGUGCUGUGGUCCAUUAUCGUGAUGAUGAAACAAUGUAUGUGGAGGCCAAGGCGGACCGGGUGACGGUGGUCUUCAGCACGAUCUUCAAGGACGAAACGGACGUUGUUAUCGGCAAGGUGUUUAUGCAAGAGUUCAAGGAGGGCCGCAAAGCGAGCCACACAGCACCUCAGGUGAUGUUCAGCCACCGCGAGCCGCCGCUGGAACUGCAGAACACGGACGCCCGCGUCGGCGACAACAUCGGCUACAUCACGUUCGUCCUGUUCCCGCGCCACACCAACCGGGCGGCGCGCGACAACACCAUCAACCUGAUCCAUAUGUUCCGCGACUACCUGCACUACCACAUCAAGUGCUCCAAGGCCUACAUCCACUCCCGAAUGCGCGCCAAGACGUCCGAGAUCCUGAAGGUGCUGAACCGGGCACGACCCGAGGCCAAGGUCACUGAGAAGAAGACUAUCAGCGGCCGGACCUUCCGCCCCUCGUAGAGCGGAGCGGGGCCGCGGCCGGGGGCGCGGCUCACCAGAUCGCCGUCGCAAGUCUGUGAUUCACUCUCAAAUGCGGUGUAGCCCCCACCCCCAACUGCCUUCCUUUGCGGCCGCGCAAACUCAAGUGUGCGGGGUGCGAGCGAAGACCGGCUUCGUCGGAUGAAAGAUCGUGCGGAUGCGGACGGUUCGUGCGCUGCUGGUUAUCUUGUGUACGCGUGUGUUGUCUUUGUUAUCAUAUACGUGAGCUCUUCUCGAUUUACGCCUCAGGCGCUUAAAGGAUGCGCCACGUUCAGCCCUUUAUUUUUGUGAUUCGGUGACGACGCAGUACUACUAAUUGUUGGUUAUCCGAAGUAGUGUCGGCCAUUGUUAAUAUAACCAUCGCGAACAACGCACGACUCUGGUUGGCGCGAAUGCGAUUGCUUAUUGAAUGCAUUGAAAAUGAUGUUUAUACGUAUAUCUAUGCGUAUUGAGCGGUGCUUACGGCUAUGCCCUUUUGGCAUGCUUUCCAAUAUAUUGUAUCGAUUGAGUUCUGCA